UGUAGUUUGACAGUUCCACAGGUUUUAGUCCGAAGUUCAAAGGAACAGACUAACUUUUUCUGGCACGCGGCGGUUGUGUAAUCUGAAGGUUAGGUGAGUAUGUGUAAAAUAUUGUAUCAUAUAACUAUGUUUGAAUGUAAUUCUUUCUUAAUUACAGGAGGUUGCUUGGCAUAAUUUCUGCUGGUGUUAUUUUCCUGGAAAAAUAAGACCAACAUGAACACCCAUGAGGUUAAAACAAAAGAGUUGACUGCAGCGGAUGCAUUUGUCAACGCAAUCUUGACUAAAUUGAGUGGAAUAAAUUAAUAAUGUAUCAAAAAAAUCGGUGCUUCGUUUCGGUAGCAGUUUAAUUGCUGCAAAUUUAUCGAACGCAGCAAAAAAAAUGUAUUUGGCAGGCAUGAUUUUACUCGAACGCUCUAGCACAUGUUCGAAAAUCCUGAAGCUUCGGGUUCAUUGCAAAAGCCCAGCUUGAGCUACGGCGGCGCCAAGCACAUGCACACCAAGGGUGAACGUGAGCUUGUCGAAUCCCUUACUGACGAAAUUUUGGCUGAACGUAAAUCACCAAAUAUUACGACGAAUCCCACCACUUUGGAUAGCUUCAGCGUUAAGCUGGUUGACGGUGAUGUGGAAUUAAACAAGAUGAGUGAUACGGAGAGCAUCGCCAUAAAUUUCACUGCCAACCACAGUGUAGACCCUGCAGAUGAGCCUGAACUGGAUCUCAAUGCUGAAAUCGGUACGAUGCGUAGCAAAACCACGCUUUGAACUGGAUAUUGUUAAGUGCUCUACCACAUUGUGAUUCACAUGCGCGUUCUUUUAGGGCACCCUAGGGAAGGUUAGUGGGGGGUAUGAAA
Messenger RNA from Rhagoletis pomonella (apple maggot), 848 nucleotides. RefSeq lists its product as uncharacterized. The coding region runs from base 421 to 759 and encodes 112 amino acids. The transcript has a single exon. The record is from RefSeq and is a predicted model, not a curated record. Lineage: Eukaryota; Metazoa; Arthropoda; Insecta; Diptera; Tephritidae.